This is a messenger RNA of Mobula hypostoma (lesser devil ray), 4191 nucleotides long. RefSeq names its product NACHT, LRR and PYD domains-containing protein 3-like. Bases 492 to 3176 code for a protein of 894 amino acids. The transcript has 11 exons. Gene Ontology annotation, cellular component: cytoplasm. Gene Ontology annotation, molecular function: protein binding. The record is from RefSeq and is a predicted model, not a curated record. NCBI's taxonomy places the organism in Eukaryota, Metazoa, Chordata, Chondrichthyes, Myliobatiformes, Myliobatidae.
GCGCUGCCCCCAUUGGUGCAGAGUGAUGUCAAUCACUGGUUACGCCCAAUAGCGGAGGCGGUCGAACCGAGAGGGCGUUACCCCCGCUGAAAACCGUAUCCCGAACUUUCCCUCAGAGCGGCUCAAAUCCCAAAGUAAAUGUCCGCUUUCUGAUUUAUUUCCAUUUCCCUCCGAGGGAAGUUGGGGCGUUUGUGAAGCGUCUCCUGCGGCCGGAGUCUGAUGUGUCGCUGAGAGUUAAAGUUAGACCUGAGGUGAGAGAUUUAUUGGAAGAAAAGCCCACAACUGGAAGCAAACCACGACUGAAGACAAGGGAACAGCAACAAGUGAACCAGCCCGAGGACUGAGAGCACCAACUGGAGAGAACCCUUCUGACUUAGGGUUUCCAUCGAUUCAGUCAGGAGAAAGUCUGAUCAUCGCCAGCAGGUGGGGCUUUCUUCCACCCGGACGGCAGACACGCAGCAGACAAUCAAUCAACGUCAUUCAGAGUCAGAAUGGACACAGAUCUGAACUCUGCAAUCUCCGCCUUCCUGUCAAAUUGCGAGGAUCACCACCUGUUCCAGUUGACGAGAUUCUACAUGGAGCGACUGGAGCAGGCGAUUGAAGAGGGAGUGGAGGGAGUCGGCUUCAUGUUAAUGGCCGAGGAUCACUUCACCGGGCCAGAGUAUCACAGCGUGACUGAGCUGGCGGAGAAGGGAAACCGAGCGGGCGCUUCCAAACUCCUCCUGGAUCUGGUGAUGGAGAAGGGCUCCGGGGCCCGGAGAGUGAUGUGGGAAUCCUUUGUGAAACUACAUCACCAUUUACCGAAGCUGAGCAGAAUAUUGGAUGAAAUACGGGAACGUGGUGACGACCAUUUCGCCUACAUGGACACUGAACGGGGUUUAUCUGAAGUGCCCGCGCAUCUGAAAGAUGUUCAACAGAAACACAAGGAGACUCUGCGGGCACAAACUGAAACACUGAGAGUCAACACGAUCCUGAUGAGGGAGAAGGUGAAGGUUUUCCAGCUGGUUGAUCGAUACGCUGAGCUCACGGUCAUUUCUACUGUUCGAGAUCGGAGACUGGUGGAACAUGAGCUGCUGGCAAGAGGCAGAGACCACGAGGAGUGGAGAGAGAAACAUCUCCGCGGACACCUGGAAAAAAUCCGGACUGAUCAGUUAUUCAUGAGGAGUUUUCUUAAAAAAUUUAAAAGAUCUAACAUGGAAAAAAAAUCCGGGAUGACCACAGCGGUAGCUGGCGUUCCAGGGAUCGGGAAAACAACAAUGGUGCAAAAGAUUGUUUAUGACUGGGCCAACGGGAAAAUAUACCAACAAUUCCAAUUUGUCUUCAGUUUCAAAUUCCGGAAUUUAAACUCCAUUAACUGCAGAAUAAACCUGAAGGAACUGAUUCUGGAUCAGUAUCCUUACUUUGGGAAUAUCCUGAGAGAGGUCUGGAAGAACCCAGAGGGAUUGCUGUUUAUAUUUGAUGGUUUGGAUGAAUUCAACGAAAAAAUCAAUUUUGCUGAAAGCCGGAGAGACACAGAACCUCAGUCCACAUGCACAGAUCCUGAAUUCAAAUGCAAAGCGUCCGAUAUUGUGUACAGUUUAAUCCAGCACAAGCUGCUCCCAGGGUGUUCAGUGCUGGUGACUACACGCCCCGCUGUGUUACAUUUAUUGGAAAAGGCUGAGAUUAAUAUUUGGGCUGAAAUCCUGGGAUUUGUUGGUGAGGAAUGGAAGAAGUAUUUCACCAGGCAUUUUGAAGAUCGGACAGUAGCAGCAGCUGUUUUCAAACACGUGAAGGAGAACGAGAUCCUGUACACCAUGAGCUACAACCCCUCCUACUGCUGGAUCCUCGCUCUGGCCCUGGGCCCCUUCUUCACAAAAAGAGACAGCAACCCUCAGCGAGUUCCCAGGACCAUCACCCAACUAUAUUCCUACUAUAUUUACAACAUCCUGAAAAACCACAGCCGUGAGAUUGAGAACCCCCGUGAUGUGUUACUCAGGGUUGGUCAGAUGGCCUUCAGAGGAGUCUCCGGGAGGAAGAUAGUGUUUACAGAUGGAGAUUUGAUCAAGUACAAUCUGCAGCCUUCCCAGUUCCUGUCUGGGUUCCUGAUGGAGCUUUUGGACAGAGAGGAUUCUGCCCGGAGCGUGGUUUACACAUUCCCACACCUCACCAUCCAAGAGUUUGUAGCUGCAGUCGCACAAAUCCUGAAUCCACAUCCUGGGGAUAUCCUGAAAUUCCUCACUGAAGCCCACAGCACGACAGAUGGGCGAUUUGAGGUAUUUCUCCGUUUUGUUGCUGGUCUCUCCAACCCAAUGACAGCUCGGGGCCUGGAGGAGUUUCUGGGUCCAUUUCCUCAUCAAACAACCUGCCGGGUGAUUGACUGGGUGAAGGAGGAGGUUAAACGCCAGAGUGGAAACACAUGGAGUGAAGCUGGUAAAAGGAGCCUCUUGAACACAUUGCACUACCUGUUUGAGUCUCAGAAUCGUGGACUGGCUCAGGCCGCACUGGGAUCUGUAGAAACACUUUCAUUCAGUGGAAUGACACUGACCCCGAUUGACUGUGCGGUCGUGUCUCAUGUCAUCGGACUCUGUGAUACAAUAAAAUACCUCAACCUGGACAACUGCCACAUUCAGUGUGAAGGAUUCCAGCGGCUGGGACCCGGGCUGCACAAGUGCCAGGAGUUGGGACUGAGUUAUAAUAAACUGGGAGAUUCAGGAGUGAAACUGGUGUCUGCGGCUCUGAGGAACCCGGAGUGUAAAAUACAGAAACUGGGGCUGUGGGGUGUCGGUCUCACAGAUUCUGGUGCUGCGGAUCUUACCUCCGCUCUCAGUACAAACCCAUCACUGACGGAGCUGGACCUGAGUUAUAAUAAACUGGGAGAUUCAGGAGUGAAACUGGUGUCUGCGGCUCUGUGGAACCCGGAGUGUAAAAUACAGAAACUGUGGCUGAGGGAAGUCGGUCUCACAGAUUCUGGUGCCAAGGAUCUCGUCUCUGCUUUCAGGACAAACCCAUCACUGACAGUGCUGAACCUCAGUUGGAACUCGCUGACAGACCGAUCUGUCCCUGCUCUCCGCCGCCUCAUACUGACCCUCCCGAGUCUGCAGCGGAUCGAGCUGCUGGGGAAUAAAUUCAGUGAGACUGGGAGGAAGGAACUGAGAUCUCUGCAGGAACCCAGACCUGGACUGACCGUGCAUCUGUGAACAUCAGAAUGCGUGAACAUCCGAGUUUCAGACACAGAGUGAAGCUCCCUCCACAAUGUCCCAUUCCACACUCCCAGGGUCAGACACAGAGUGAAGCUCCCACCACACCGUCCCAUCACACACUCCCAAGGUCAGACACAGAGUGAAGCUCCCACCACACCAUCCCAUCACACACUCCGGGGGUUGGACACAGAGUGAAGCUCCCUCUACACCGUCUUAUCACACACUCCCAGGGUCAGAUACAGAGUGAAGCUCCCACCACACCGUCCCAUCACACACUCCCAAGGUCAGACACAGAGUGAAGCUCCCACCACACCGUCCCAUCACACACUCCGGGGGUUGGACACAGAGUGAAGAUCCCUCCGCACCAUCCCACUGGGAGGAGAAGAUGGCGGCACGAUGCAGCGCACAGCGGCCACUCCAGUGGUGAUGUCUGUUAUCUAUCAAGUAGGGUGCCGUGCACAAUCCUGAUUUGAUGGAGACAGAUGUGAGAGCACAGCGGAACAUCUGUUGAAAAUUCUGAAAUCCCUGCUUUGCUGCCACUGCUACUGUGCGAUCAAGAAUCUCCAGAGGGGAAGUCCCGAAAUCCUCAGCUUUGCUGGGGCUGGGGUCGAAGCGCUUGGUGCUCGGUGUCGGAGGGCUGGUCGGAGGCUUGAAAUUUUCGGACGGACUCAGAGUCCGCUGUGGUUGGGUGCUUCCAAUAGUGCUGAAUCGACAAGUUUGCAGUGCUUGGAGGUUCAUGGCAGGGAGAGUUUCUCCCUUCUACCGUCUGCGUGAGAUGUUGGGGCUAUUGGGACUUUGAGACUUUUUUUUUUACCGUGCCCAUGGUCUGCUCUUUAUCAAAUUACGGGAAUGCUUGCGCUGUUGUAACUAUAUGUUAUAAUUAUGUGGUUUUGUCAGUUUUAGUCUUGGUUUGUCUUGUGUUUCUUGUGAUAUCACUCUGGAGGAACAUUGUAUCAUUUCUUAAUGCAUGCAUUUCUAAAUGACAAUAAAUGAGGACUGAGUGUCCUCAUAA